Molecule: messenger RNA, 965 nt
Organism: Andrographis paniculata
Lineage: Eukaryota; Viridiplantae; Streptophyta; Magnoliopsida; Lamiales; Acanthaceae
Product: mediator of RNA polymerase II transcription subunit 6
Exons: 5
Coding region: 25-801 (258 amino acids)
Biological process (GO): regulation of transcription by RNA polymerase II
Cellular component (GO): core mediator complex; mediator complex
Molecular function (GO): transcription coactivator activity
Source: RefSeq, a predicted model, not a curated record
UUAACCCCUUCAUUUGGAAGACAAAUGGCAUCGACACCGGCGAUUCCACCCGGGGCGGGGGCGGCCGCGGCCGCGGCGGGGAGCGGUGGAGUAGAUGGCCUCGCGCCUCCGCCGCCGCCGGGUACGGACAUGACGGGGAUAUGUUUUCGGGAUCAGCUAUGGCUCAACACGUAUCCGCUCGAUCGAAACCUAGUUUUUGAUUACUUCGCACUUUCUCCGUUCUACGACUACUCAUGCAACAAUGAGCAGCUUCGAGCUCGUGCUAUUCACCCCCUUGACAUCUCUCAACUCUCGAAGAUGACAGGAACAGAAUACAUGUUGAGUGAGGUGUUGGAGCCUCAUUUGUUUGUCUUUAGAAAGCAAAAGAGGGAUGGCCCUGAGAAGGUUACACCUAUGCUGACAUACUACGUUUUGGAUGGAUCAAUAUACCAAGCACCUCAGCUUUGCAACGUUUUCGCAUCCCGAGUUGGGCGUGCGCUGUACCAUAUAUCGAAGGCGUUUAACACUGCAUCAUCAAAGUUGGAGAAAGUUGGAUAUGUUGAGGCUGAAAGUGAGGAUUCACCAUCAGAAACAAAGACUGCUAAAGAAGCUAUUGAUUUCAAGGAACUUAAGCGCGUGGAUCAUAUUCUUGCUUCGCUGCAGCGCAAGCUUCCACCAGCUCCACCACCACCGCCUUUUCCGGAAGGCUAUUCCCCUCCCACUGCAGAAGGUGAGAAGACCUCCGAAACCCAGCAAACAGAGCCUGCAGCAGCUGUAGAUCCCAUCAUCGACCAAGGCCCAUCAAAGAGAAUGAAGACUUGAUACCGACAUGAACAAACUAUUGAUUCCUCAGAUGAUCAAACUAACUGCUAACUUCUGACCCAAGUGAUCGAUCAAUCAGAAACGUUGUUUAGCUUGAAAAACUAGAUAUAGAUAGGAUACACUCAUUUAUAACAUUUUUACUGAAAAACUAAAAUGUUCCUUAA